Messenger RNA from Blepharisma stoltei, 4957 nucleotides. Lineage: Eukaryota; Ciliophora; Heterotrichea; Heterotrichida; Blepharismidae. The record is from the annotation of a GenBank genome assembly.
AUGGUUACAACUCGCUUUAUAGACGUCCCCAGCAUCGCUCCAGAAAUGGGUGUGUUCUUUAUUUUUUCACUAGCAAUCUUCUUUGGGUUUAUGAAAAAAAUCAAAGGUGAUCACCGCUUUAUUGAAAUUUACAUUGCAUCAAGAUUAUGAGAAUUUUUAAAAGACCCAUCAGCCCUCAGUCGAAGUAUCUCAUUCCUGAAAUUCAUAAUUCUCACUAUUUUAGCAUGGCCUAUAAUUACAUUACUAUGCUGGACUGGCUCUCUUCUUUACAACGAAAUUCAAUUUGGCGGAAAAUACGAUUAUGUUCUUGGGAUUUCAGUAUUUCUUAUAUGCUUUUCUGCUAUGUUUUUCUUAUCAGGUGCGCUUAGAAUUAAAUGGCAAGGCUAUAAAAUCAGCUGGUACUCUAUUUUAUCAAUUCUCCUUGGAGCUGCUCUUUAUAUGGCCUUCCAAAUUGAAGUUCUGUUUUUGCAAGACCAAGUAUGGUUCUUUGGACUUUCGAGCAUUUUCAUUGCUUCAAAUUGCAUUGUAAUAGUUAUGCUUAUUUAUAUAGUGAGAUCUAAAGGAGGAGUUACUAUAAACACUUUUAUAAAUGAAUUGCCUGAUGGUGACCCAAUGAAUGUGCCUGAGGGUUCAAUUAAAGAAAUUUUAGAAAACCAGAAAAAAGACUCUGUGGUGGUCUCUAAAGGGGAAAUUUAUGAAUUUUUUACAGUUAAUAAAGCUGAUGAGCAGUUUAGCUACUCGCCUUUAUCUGGAGGAAUUCAUGCACUUUUUGACAGUACAUGGUUUAAUAACCACAAAAGGCUAGCUCAAUCCUUAUUAUAUUUAUUUUCCCUCAUAGUUUUAGCUGUUUAUGGAAUUUUAGCUUGGUUCUAUACAGAAUACGAAGCCCUAGGAUUUUUGAACUUUUUCUUAAUAGGGACAACAGAUAUUGGGCUAUAUCUAUUUAUGAAAUCAGGACUUUCUGAAGGUUCUUUUGAACCCACAUUAAUAGCAGUGACCUGUAGAUUAUGCAUUUUUAUUUGGACUGGCGAAUGAUGGUUUCUUGGCUAUUCAUUAGCCUACAUUUUAUUUAGCGCAAUAUUAUUUUUAAAUUUAAUCGAUGUCCGCUUCCCAUUAGCAUCCACCGCAAUUAAGCAGGAUUUAACUAAAAUUCAGCAAAAAGAUAUAUCGAAAUCAGGAGAAUUUGUAUAUUUAUUUAUGACAAUUACUUAUUGUAUUGUUAUUGUCAUUGAUAGUUUGGUUGACCCAUCCGACAUCCCAUUCACAAGUCUAACCAUUUCAGGUUAUGACUACCCACUUUGGCUGAUUGGAAUCACUUCAAUUACUUUUACCUUUAUUCUCCUUGGGAUUUUGGUAUCUUUAAGACUUUUUAUAAGAAAAAUGAAAGGAGUGCAAGACAGAGUUGAAUAUUUUAUGCUUUUUAAAGAAGUCGACUUAUACUGGAUAGUGAUAACUCUGACAAGUGGGGUUAUUUUUGUAUCAGGAAUUGCUAUUUAUUUAGCAACUUAUAAGCCUACUAUAAUGAUGCUAUUCUUUUUCAUGCCAGUUAUUGUAGCAUCUUAUAUGAAUUUUUAUUAUCACUAUUUGAAAAAUGAUCAUUCCAUUGUGAUGGAUGUGGCUGAAUAUAAUAAUAAAACUAAGAAAAAAAUCGAGCAAGAUAAUGAGCUGAUAAAUAGAAUUAGUGAAUACCAAGAAAAUUUGUUGAAUAUGAUGGUAAAUCAAGACCAAGAUGGAAAACCAUCUAUGGCUCAAAUGGUUGGUAUGACACUUACAAAUAAGCAAUUGCAAGAAAUGAAGCUUGCUGAAGCUGAGUCAAAGCUGAAGGAAGAAAAAAGUCUGGAAAAAACAUAUAUAGUGGCACUAGAUAAAAGAGAAGAAAUGAAGCUUAAAUCAGGAAUGAUCAAUAUCGAUACACUAACUACGUGCAAUAGCAAAGUCGAUUUGCUCUAUAACUUAAAAAUUCUAGGAGAUAUUUUUAAUAUUGAUUUGUAAAGUUGCAGAUUCUGUUAUUGAAAAAUAUAAGGCUUACUAUAAUUAUUAUUAAUCUAUAAAUUUUUAAAACUUUGGGGUUUUGGAAGAAUAAUUCAUUUUUGCUUGCUAUUAAUUGGGUCAGGUAAGAGAAUCAACUCCAAAAUUAUUGAGGGAAUGGAAAAAAGAAACAAACUUUGUCAAAGCAUUUUUCACAGGAAGGCUACACAGAAAUGAUUACGGAGCAAUACUUUCAUAUUUGAAUAUGCUUAUAUUUUUGGGACUUCAAGCAGGAAUUAUAUACGCUGUUGAUGGAACAUACAAAUAUGGCGCUUCUUUUUCUAUAGCAUUUUUUGGUCUCACUAUCCUUCAUCUCCUCUUUGAUCAUAUUUACAGGCUCUUCAAGUUUGUAUAUAAGGGCUGGUGGAAGAGUUCUAUCCUCAAAUAUUUAUCAAUUAUUUUUAUAUUUUUAGUGUCUUGGACUGGAUUAGCCGUUGGUCUUUACCUAACAGAAAGGCUUGGAAUUUAUGCAGGUUUUACAAUAUCUUACUAUACCUGUGUCGCUUUUAUCUUUAUAUGUUCGUCAAUUUCUCUAUUUACCUCAAUUCAUCGUAUGAGGACUGAGCCGAUAUUUUUUUCACCAUGGAUUUUCCCUAUAUACAAAUAUGAGACUAAAAAUGAUAGAUUAAUUAAAUAUAACGAGCUUGGACUUAUGAUGUGUGGCACUAUUGGACUUAUCAUGAUAUAUGGAGUUAUUUGUAUAAUUUGGGUUGAUCCGGUUUCUGCUGGCAUAGCUAUUGGCUCUUUAGCUGAAGUUUUAAUAGCUUUAGUAUUUAUUUUUAUAACUGGAAUUUCUCCAGUACAGCUUGGGACUGCUUAUAAAUAUGUGAACCCUUCCACCCAUCCCAAAGCAAUGAAAAAAGCUUGGCUUGAGGCUAAAGAAAACUAUUUAAUGAAAAAAGGAGCUUCCAGAGCAGAAGAUUUUGCCUCUUAUGCUGAAAGUAAAGACAAAAUAAACCACUUAAAUCAUAUGGCUCAAGCCAUAAGGCAAAAAACAAUUUUUGAAGUUCCUAAAAAAGAUGAAAAUAAAGCAUGGAGGUCAUCUUCAAGAGAAUUAGGAAAUUUAAGAGAUAUUUAUGCUGAAAUCCAUCAAGAAGAAAAGAGGGCUAAAAAGCAAUACGUUCAAGAGAUAGAAUUGAUGAUAAACUUCCAGUUAUUAAUUUUAUCUGGAGCUGUAUCAUCAAAAAGCAAUGAAAUUAUGUUUUUAAAUAGCUUGUUUACUGCGAAAGCUGUAGAGCUUAAAGCCUUUGGGAUUCAAAUUAAUUUAGGACCAAGAGGAUCAAUAUUUGAAAAAUAUCAAAGAGCCAAAGAGCAGCUUGAAAAGCUUAAUCCAAUACAAAGAAUCAGAUUUGAAAGUAUAAAGGAGCAAUAUAAAGUAGAGCUCGCUGAAGAAAGAAAAAUAAUCAAAAAACGAGAAUCAGUCGAAAGAAAAGCUAUGCUGAAACGUAUGGAAACAGCCAAAAAAAUCCAUGAGCAGAGACAAAAAGCUAAACAAGAGCAGCAAAAUCGCCAAGACAUUCCUAUUGAUGAGAUGGUUGAUAGCCCUGAAAAAUAUCAAAAAAUCGUUGAAAGGUUUAGAGCGACUCAUGAAAAAUUCAUUGACAAGCAAUUCCCCGCCGAUAAAAAAUCUCUUGGAGAAAAAAGCAGUCAUUUUGUGUCUGGCUGGAAAAGAGCUGGUGAUGAAUCCACUUUAUAUGAAGGCGGAGUGUCCCCAGAAGACAUUAAACAAGGUGCUUUAGGAGAUUGUUACUUUUUAAGCGCUCUUUGUGUUUUAGGGGUAAAUCCGAAAGAACAACCAAAUAAUGCCUCAGGAGAAAGCCUAAAUAGGGUCGAAAACAUCUUUAAAGGAGAAAAGCCUGAUCCAAAAUGCGGAGCAUAUAUAAUGAAAUUUUAUAGAAAUGGUGAUGAGGUUUACAUUAUUGUUGAUGAUGUGUUUCCAAUUAACGAGCAAGGUGAAUGGGCCUUUGCAAGAACAGUUUCUGGGACUGAACUAUGGCCAAUGCUGUUAGAAAAAGCUUAUGCAAAAUUAUAUGGCUCAUAUGAUUCCAUUGCUGCUGGAAAAGUUCACUAUGCUCUUGAAGACCUUACUAAAGGAGCACCUGAAGAAAUUCGUUUAGAAUCAGCUCAAAACAACUCAGACGCCUUGUGGAGCAAAAUGCUUAACUUUUAUGAAAACGGGUAUUUAAUGGGCGCAGGCUCACCUGAAAACCCUCAAGGCGAUUUAGCUGUUUCUGAAAAUGGGAUAGUUCAGGGCCAUGCUUAUGCAAUAUUAAAUAUAAUUGAGCUCGAUGGAGAAAGGCUUAUCAACUUAAAAAACCCUCAUGGACAGUAUGGAACAGAAUGGCGUGGAGACUGGUGUGACAGCAGCUUUAAAUGGACCAAAAAAUUCAAAGAAAAGCUUAAAUUUGAAGAAAAAGAUGAUGGGAUUUUCUGAAUGUGCUUAGACGAUUUUGUAUGGGAAUAUAAAUCAUUGUAUAUCUGCAGAAUUUUCGAUGAUAAAAAAUGGAAUAAAUUGAAUGAAAUUGAAGGAGCAUGGAGUGGAAAACGAGCGGCAGGCCUUCCUUGCAAAGAUAACCCACAAGUUGAAUUUUCUGAUAACCCACAAUAUCUUAUAAAAGUAUCCAAGCCAUGUACUGCAUUUAUAGUCCUAACCCAAAAAGAAGCUGUUGAUAUGUUUAAAGGAAAACUCCCCAUAAUAUUCAUGAUUUUUUAUGGAAACCAACGUGUCAAAGAUCCUAGCAAAAAUAUAUUAAAAACAUCAGGAUGCCCUACUGACUUAAAAGUAGUAAGCGCUGAGGUACCGCUUGAUAAAGGAAAUUCUUUUACAGUUGUAUGUGCAAGUAUGUAUAAAGGAGAAAGAGGAUAUGGAAAUUAUAUAUUAAAUGUUACUGUGGACGAUCCAAAAGCUACUAUUAGUGAAUUACCUUAA